AUGAUGAUGGUAUCAACUGUUUCUUAUCGAUUUAACGUAAACGGGCAUCAAACUAAAAUCAUGGCAGUGAAACGGGGGCUUAGACAAGGUGAUCCUAUAUCACCAAUGCUAUUUGUCAUUGUAAUGGAAUGCUUGAACAUAUACUUAUACAAAAUGCAGGAAGAUUGUGAUUUCAAUUAUCACCCUAAAUGCGAAAAAUUAAAAAUCACAAACCUUUGCUUUGCGGAAGACCUGCUUAUGUUUUCCAAGGGAGAUAAGGUUUCGGUUGAAAUGAUGAUGAAGACAUGUGUGAAUUUUUCAAAGGCUACAGGUCUAGCAGUGAAUCCACAAAAAUGUCGAAUUUAUUGUGCUGGCAUGGGUGAGUUGACAAAGCAGGAUGUAAUUGAAGCCUCGGGGUUCCAAGAAGGUCGACUUCCUUUUAAGUAUCUGGGGGUCCCGGUUACAGGUAAAAAACUCUCUGUGCGCCAUUAUUCACCGUUAAUAGACAAAAUAGUGGGCAAGAUAAAACAUUGGACAACUCGGUUGUUAACCUACGCAGGGAGACUUCAACUCAUAAACUGUGUUACGUUUGCGCUGACAAAUUACUGGCUAACAUGUUUCCCAUUCCCCAAAACGGUUAUUCAGAAGAUUGAAUCGAUCUGCCGCAUAUUCCCCUGGACAGGAGGUUUCGAAGGGAGUCGUAAAGCACCAGUGGCAUGGAAACAGGUUUGCAGACAGCGUAGCCAUGGUGGUUUGAAUGUCAUUGACAUUGACGAUUGGAAUAAAACAACUUUGAUGAAAUUGUUAUGGAAUUUGAAUGAGAAAGAAGAUUCGCUUUGGGUUAAAUGGAUACAAACUUAUUACCUUAAAACCAACAAACUGAUGGAGGUCCAGUGUAAAAAGAGUGAUUCCUGGAUUAUAAAAAGUGUGUUCAAUCUAAGGGAAGAGUUUCGAAACUUGGGAAAUCUGGAAGAUAUCAUGGUAGGAGGAAAAAUUAAAAUGAGCAAAAUGUAUAUGAAACUACGCGAGCGUGGGCAGCCGGUAGAAUGGAAAACGUUGGUCUAUGGGAAUAACGCGAAACCGAGAGUCAAUUUCAUUUUGUGGCUUUCUUUCCAUGGGCGAUUAGCAACAAAGGACAGACUGCUUAAGUAUGGUAUGUUGGAUAAUAGUACUUAUUGCUUCUGUACGAGAGAAGAAACAUUAAACCAUUUAUUUUUUGAGUGUGAAAGUCUAAAAAACAUAUGGGAAGAGAUUCUAAGAUAG
Messenger RNA from Lathyrus sativus (Indian pea), 1242 nucleotides. Lineage: Eukaryota; Viridiplantae; Streptophyta; Magnoliopsida; Fabales; Fabaceae. The record is from the annotation of a GenBank genome assembly.